UCUCCUCCUCUCUCUCUCCAGUACUACAGCGCUCAUCCCUCAUUUUUUUGCCACUCGUCUUAGCUGCAAAAAUGUCCACAGCUGGUAAGAUCAUAAAGUGCAAAGCAGCAGUGGCCUGGGAGCCCAACAAGCCUCUGGUAAUUGAGGAAAUUGAGGUAGCCCCGCCUCAGGCCAAUGAAGUCCGAAUCAAGAUUGUGGCAACUGGGGUGUGCCACACAGAUCUGUAUCAUCUGUUUGAGGGUAUGCAUAAAGAUGGCUUCCCAGCAGUCCUUGGUCAUGAGGGAGCUGGCAUCGUAGAGAGCGUUGGGCCCGGAGUCACUGAAUUCCAACCAGGAGACAAAGUUAUCCCUCUGUUCAUCUCCCAGUGUAGAGACUGUCGCUUCUGCAAGAGCCCUAAGACCAACCAGUGUGAGAAAGGAUGGGCUGCUGAUAGUCAUGAUGUGAUGUCAUCGGCAGAGUCCAGGUUUACCUGUAAGGGCAAGAAGGUGUUGCAGUUUAUGGGAACUAGUACCUUCUCUGAGUACACUGUGAUUAACCAGAUCGCUGUGGCUAAGAUCGACCCCGCUGCCCCUCUGGACAAAGUCUGUCUCCUUGGGUGUGGGAUCUGCACUGGAUUUGGAGCAGCAGUCAAUACUGCUAAGGUAGAACCGGACUCCACAUGUGCUGUGUUUGGCCUGGGCGCUGUGGGUUUGGCUGCAGUCAUGGGAUGCAAGGCUGCAGGAGCCAAGAAGAUUAUUGCUGUUGACAUCAAUCCAGAAAAGUUUGAGAAGGCCAAAGUGUUUGGUGCAACCGACUUUGUGAAUCCCAAGGAUCACAAUAAACCCAUCAGCCAAGUGCUGUCUGAGAUGACCAAUGGAGGAGUGGACUUCUCCCUGGAAUGUGUUGGGAAUGUGGGAGUUAUGCGCAGUGCCUUGGAGUCUUGUAUUAAGGGUUGGGGUGUCAGUGUGCUGGUUGGUUGGACUGACAUGUACGACUUUUCUGCCCGACCAAUUCAGCUCAUCGCCGGACGCACAUGGAAGGGCUCCCUGUUUGGAGGAUUUAAGAGUAAGGAUGGAGUGCCUCAGAUGGUUAAAGCCUACCUGGACAAGAAGGUGAAGCUGGAUGAGUUCAUUACUCAUAGCAUGAACUUGGACCAGGUCAAUGAUGCCAUUGAACUGAUGAAGCAUGGCAAAUGCAUCCGGACAGUCCUGAGUGUUUCACCACAAUAAGACCCCUGUGUUGCUUUCAGUGACCCCACAUGAUUGGAUGAGCUGCAGCUCUGUUGCACUGAAUGAUAACACAAUAUUCAUACACACAAUAGAGUGCACACAAUUAAGAGUUCUAUCAAAUGAAGCACAACAUACAUGACUGACCUCGAACAAUCAAUGCUUUUCAGUGAAUUAUGUGCAGAUGGUGAGAAACAUCUGCAGUGUUCACAUAAGCAGAUGGGACCUGUUGCUUUCAUGUUGCUGUUCUGAUUUUGUUGUGUUGUGUUGCAUGUCACAGGAAUUGUUUUUAUCGAUGUCUGCGUCAUGUUAUUAAAUUCUGUGUUGCACCGUAUUUAGUGUGAUGAGUGUGCACACGUCUCUCAUGAAAA
Molecule: messenger RNA, 1576 nt
Organism: Scatophagus argus
Lineage: Eukaryota; Metazoa; Chordata; Actinopteri; Scatophagidae
Product: alcohol dehydrogenase 1
Exons: 9
Coding region: 72-1208 (378 amino acids)
Biological process (GO): formaldehyde catabolic process
Cellular component (GO): cytosol
Molecular function (GO): S-(hydroxymethyl)glutathione dehydrogenase [NAD(P)+] activity; zinc ion binding
Source: RefSeq, a predicted model, not a curated record